AACACGCACAACACAUCCACUAAACCUACAUGUUUUUUUCUCUCUCUCACUCACUCACUCAUUGUGCAAAAAUGCCAAGUCUAUUCUCAAAACAACUUCACCUCUGUUUCUUCAAGCUCAAAUACCCUACAAUUCUCUCCCAACCUCACUCACAACAAAGCACUACUCCAUCACCAUCACCAUCACCACCUUACACCUUCCAUUUCAACACAACCUUCACCCACCACCACCACCACCACGAAGAAGACUAUUUCUCCGACGACACCACGGAGCUUCCACCACCCGACUUCGCCUCCGUCUUCGCAUCCCAACGGUUCUUCUUCUCCUCCCCCGGCAGCUCCAACUCCAUCACAGAAUCAGAGUCUCCCCCCAACGACACUCCACCCUACAACUCGUUGAUACCAAAAGGAGGUAGCGUGAAAAGGGUGCCAAAAUACUCUGUAAACCCUUACGUUGAUUUCCUCCGUUCUAUGCAGGAAAUGAUUCAAUCUCAAGAACAAGUGUUCGAUGUUACUAACGAUUGGGAUUAUCUUCAUGAGCUUCUCUUAUGUUACCUUGCUCUCAAUCCUACACAUACUCAUAAGUAUAUUGUUCAAGCUUUCACUCACCUCCUUGUCGACCUUUUAUCUUCCUCCUCCUCCUCCUCUUCAUCCUUCUCCUCUUUGUCGCCACCUUCACCACCUUCUCGGAAUCUCAAUAACAGACUCUGAAACGGUAGUUUCUUAGGCAGUUUGAACUCUGUACCUCAAACUCUUUUAACUUUUAGUUCAAUAAUUUUAGAUAUUAGUGUUUUUUUUUAAAUAAAAUUUGUUGUGAUAAAUAAAAAAUUGGCCGUUUGUUUGUUAUUCAAUUUUUGGGUAAUGAAAUGGUCUUGGGUUUUGGCUGUGGGAACAAGAUUUGUAUUUUGAUGACAAAAAAGAUGGAAAAACCAAUGGGGUGUGUAAUGUGUAUGUAUGCGUUGGAAAAGGACGUUUUGGUGUUUCCAUGUUGUUUUGUUUUAUUAUAAACUAGAUUUCUUUUAAUCAAUUUUGUAUUUAUUUUAAUAUUAUAAUUAUAAAUAUUUUCUUAUUUUAAUAAAAUAUAGAUGAAGUGAUAAUAACUACUAUAAACUCACA
Molecule: messenger RNA, 1115 nt
Organism: Vicia villosa (hairy vetch)
Lineage: Eukaryota; Viridiplantae; Streptophyta; Magnoliopsida; Fabales; Fabaceae
Product: transcription repressor OFP12-like
Exons: 1
Coding region: 30-710 (226 amino acids)
Biological process (GO): negative regulation of DNA-templated transcription
Source: RefSeq, a predicted model, not a curated record